CAUAAAAGGAAGCCUGGUUUGGGACGCAUUUAUUUCAAGUCGGAGAUACAUCUGAAAAAGGUUUAGCAUUUUUGAUCCUAAUAAUCACUUAAUACAUUUGAUUAGACUCAUGGCUUUUCUGCUGAGUACCCUGGUGCUGCUUUUAGGAGUCCUUGGAACUAACUCUCUAUGGACAGUAAGCAAGAUAACAGCUCAAAGUGGAGGAUCUGUCACCAUUCCCUGUCACUACCAUCGGCUGCACAAGGACUUGCCAAAGUUCUGGUACAAAGGCAAGAACUGGCUUACCUGCUUGAGACUGCAACCUACCAACCAAGGGAAGCGACCAGCCAUCAGCUUUUAUAACAGCCCAAAUGAACUGGUUACAACCAUGACGAUGACAAACCUGCGCAGCAGUGAUUCGAACCGCUACUGGUGUGCAGUCAAAACACAAGGUUCCUUUGUCAGAACAUCUCUAGAACUUACCGUCACUGAGGGUACUCCAGAUCUGUCAGCAGCCAGCAACGUGGUGUCAGGUGAAGAAGGCGGCAAUGUUACUGUACAGUGUUUCUACAGUGACAAAUUUAAAGAUACUGAGAGAAAAUGUUGCAGAAGUGGAGAUCUGCACUCCUGUCAAAUGGCUCAGGAUAUAGAGCCAUCCCUUGGUGCAGCGCUACAGAUAAAUGAUACAAAUGAUGGCAUUUAUACAGUGACACUGACAGGACUGAAGAAGACAGAUGCAGGCUGGUAUUGGUGUAUGGCUGGGGAAGUGCAGGUUCCCGUUCAUAUCAAUGUUGAUUCAAGACAAUCCAUUACAGAUGCCAACACAAGACCUUUCACAUUUACGACAGCACAAUCUUUCACUUCAUCUAACUCUUUUGAUGUACACAACCAUAAUUCAGGAGCAACACUUGUACCCACACCAUCAAAAUUACCUGAAAGUACGUCGAUUCAGACAGAAAAAACUGACCAGACAUCUACGACAUCACCAAAGCAGUUUCAUUCAACGACACAGUCCUCAUCCUAUCCAACCACAACGGAGAACUCAAAAAAUGACCCAUCUCACAGCAGUAGUACUGAUAGGACAACACUUACCAGCAGAUCAACUACUCCACAUGUUGGUAGUAACUCUACAGUUACUCUGUCAUCUAAAAAUCUGACAUGUGAACCCAAAACCACUUAUGAAAGCAGAGACUGUAUUUGGGUGAUUGCACAAGUUUGUGGUGCACUGCUUAUAUUAAUGUUACCUGUGAUUUCCUGGAAAUUGUGGUCAUGGCAUACGAAGGCAAUCACAACAGAGGAAGCAACAGAAAUAACAACAGAUCUCCCUGCAAAUGACAGCGUUGAUCUGCUGGGCAAUGAAUGGACAAAUGCUUCAGUUGUGCAGUUCAGCACAGACUCAAAAACUGUCCUUAUAAUGUAACCGGUUGAGACCUCUGGAACACAGAGAUGGAAUAGAGGCUUUAUCAUAUCUCUGUGUCAAGAGCCACUCUCCUGCAGAGUUUAGUUUCAACACUAUUUAGUUGUACCUGAAUCAGCUAGUCAAUGUAUUUGAAUUUACUUGAAAAUGACAGCUAGGUGUGUUGGAACUAAACUCUGCAGGUAAGUGACUCUCCAGAAGCAUGAAACGGAAUUUGGUGCUCUCCACUUGUAUAAUUAACCUACACCCUUUUAAUGUAUUUAUAUGGUUAAAAAGUAAAGUUAUGUUAGGCCUUGUCUUUCAUCUCAACUAACUAACAAGGCUGUCAGCACACUUAAGAAUCUGCAAAAUAAUAAUGAUGUCCAAAACAACAGCAAUUCAAGUGCUUAACCUAAUUUUUAGUUUGUUUAUAAUUAUAUAUAUAUUUUUAAUAUAAUUUUGUAUUGUAAUGCAAAGAGAUUUAUACAUUUUUAUUUGGGGCUUAAGUGUCCAAAACAUUUUUAAGGUGUAAUUUGAAUGAUCAGUUUGGUUAAAAAAGGUCUGGUCACUCCCCUAAUCAGAAAACUUGUAUUGUAUACAGUUUCAGACUUGACUUCCCAACUAUCUAAUUUUGUCUUACAGUCAGGAUUUGUCAGAUGUAACCUAACACAGAAAGUUCUCUUUUGUCUCUCCUCCCCAGUCUUCACUUCCCUUCUAGUUUUUUUCUUUAAAGAAAUCCAUCUGUUUGUUUGCAUACCUUCUGAGUAGACUUAUAACUCAAUACUAAUAUGCUUAGUUGGUGUAUGUGAGAAUAUGUGGAAUUAUAUGACCUGAUCAAGCAGCUAUUAUAUGUACCAACCUUUCAAGCAAAGCUUAAUAUAUAGACAGUUGAAUGGAACAACAUAAUACAAUAUAUGACAAAGCACUAAUAAUGAUUAAAGGAAGUGUAAUACAAA
Cyprinus carpio (common carp) is the source of this 2331-nucleotide messenger RNA. RefSeq lists its product as uncharacterized. Lineage: Eukaryota; Metazoa; Chordata; Actinopteri; Cypriniformes; Cyprinidae. The record is from RefSeq and is a predicted model, not a curated record.